Molecule: messenger RNA, 1197 nt
Organism: Loa loa (African eye worm)
Lineage: Eukaryota; Metazoa; Nematoda; Chromadorea; Rhabditida; Onchocercidae
Exons: 8
Coding region: 1-1197 (398 amino acids)
Cellular component (GO): nucleus; mRNA cleavage and polyadenylation specificity factor complex
Molecular function (GO): nucleic acid binding; protein binding
Source: RefSeq, a predicted model, not a curated record
AUGUGUGUGCUUAUAAAUGAUGAUAAAACAUUCGAGGAACACGAGAAGCCGGAUACAUUUGUAUAUCCGGAGAUGGAUCAGUAUAAGUUACAACUCUAUUCGCCAGAGGAUUGGAAGCCAGUACAAAAUGUGGAGGUACUUUUUGAAGAAUUCGAAGUAGUCACAUGUUGUGAAGAAGUUGUUUUGCGAUCUGAAGGUACUGUGUCCGGCGUACAAAACUAUCUGGCUGUUGGGACUGCUUGUAAUUAUGGUGAAGAAGUUUUGGUACGAGGUCGGAUCAUCAUUUCGGAAAUUAUAGAAGUAGUACCAGAACCAGGACAACCAACAAGUAAACAUCGAAUAAAAACGUUGUAUGAUAAGGAACAGAAAGGACCAGUUACCAGCUUAUGCUCAUGUAAUGGUUAUCUGUUAACUGGUAUGGGUCAAAAGGUGUUCAUUUGGUUAUUCAAAGAUAACAAUCUGCAAGGAAUAUCUUUCCUGGACAUGCAUUUUUAUGUUCACCAGCUAAUUGGUGUGAGGAAUCUUGCCCUUGCGUGCGAUAUGUAUCGUUCGGUAGCUCUAUUGCGGUAUCAGGAAGAAUAUAAAGCACUCUCAUUGGCUAGCCGUGAUAUGCGCUCUGAUGUUCAACCACCAAUGGCCGCUCAGUUUAUCAUCGAUAACAAACAAAUGGGAUUUGUAAUGUCUGAUGAAGCGGCCAAUAUAGCCAUUUUUAAUUAUUUGCCCGAAACACUUGAAUCACUGGGAGGCGAAAAAUUAACGUUACGAGCUGAGAUUAAUAUUGGAACAGUUGUGAACUCAUUUAUUCGAGUCAAAGGUCACAUUUCAAGUGGCUUUGUUGAAAAUGAAUUAUUUUCAUUGGAACGACAGAGUGUUUUAUUUGCUUCAUUAGAUGGAAGUUUCGGAUUUUUACGGCCUCUUACUGAAAAAGUUUUUCGACGAUUACAUAUGUUGCAACAGUUAAUGUCAUCAAUGGUACCACAACCUGCGGGUUUAAACGCCAAGGGUGCACGGGCUGCUCGACCACCAAGGCCCAAUCAUUAUCUUAAUACUCGGAAUUUGGUGGAUGGUGAUAUGGUGAUGCAGUAUUUACAUCUUUCUUUACCGGAAAAAAACGAUUUAGCGCGGAAAUUAGGGACUAGUCGUUAUCAUAUUAUCGAUGAUCUCAUUGAGAUUUGCAGGGUUACUGCGCACUACUAA